GCCUUGUCAGAGCAGCUGCUGGCCGCCAGCAGACACUGGCUGUACGGUCGCUAUAUAGCUUGUGUUGAGCUUCUGAGACCUCUGUGUGCUCCCUUACUUUCAGUAACAGUAUUUAUGGUUGCUGCCAAGAUUUGCUUGCUUCUCUGUGCCGCUGGAGGGCAGUAUUAUGCAAUGACACCCCCAAAUGCCAGACCUCCUUCAAAAGAGCUUCUGAAUCCUACUGGUGUGGAGGUUGUCAUCCCUUGGGUGCAUCUUGCAGUGAAGAGCUUUCUCGGUGUGUGCGUUUUGUCAGAUAUUUGUCUUGCGUACACAACGGGAAAGGAAUCAACUGCCAUAUCGAAAUCCAUUAUUACUCUUCUAGUCCGCAGUAACUCUCUCUCGGCCAUGGACCAUUCCGCGUUGUCACCCGCACUGAUCGCCGGGUCUUGCCUGAGCAUCAUCGGCGGUGCUGUUCGUGUCUACUGUUAUUAUACUCUAGGCAGGUUCUUCACUUUCGAGCUCAGUAUCCGCCAGGACCAUAAGCUGGUCACAUCUGGCCCUUAUUCCAUCGUUCGACACCCCAGCUACUUUGGUGUCUUAUGUAUUGUUCUGGGCGUCUUGUCCUGUCAUUUCCACACUCAGUCAUGGCUGGUUUCUUGUUCGGGCUUGUUUCCUUCAUCAGACAAGUGGGUCAAGUUGACUUUGGGAUGCAUUUGGGCGGCUACGCUUCAUAUAAUUUAUGCGGGGCUGGGAGAACGUAUCCGGAUGGAGGAGGCGAUGUUGCAGGGAAACUUUGGAGACCAGUGGCGAGCUUAUGUGAAAAGGGUGCCUUACAGAGUAGUUCCGUGGUUGUACUAGGUCACCGCCAUUUAUUUAAGACACUAUCAAGGCACUAGAAUACUGGAAUGACAACUUCUUGAUCGCUGGUUUAC
Suillus clintonianus is the source of this 911-nucleotide messenger RNA. RefSeq lists its product as uncharacterized. Gene Ontology annotation, molecular function: protein C-terminal S-isoprenylcysteine carboxyl O-methyltransferase activity. The coding region runs from base 115 to 837 and encodes 240 amino acids. Gene Ontology annotation, cellular component: membrane. NCBI's taxonomy places the organism in Eukaryota, Fungi, Basidiomycota, Agaricomycetes, Boletales, Suillaceae. The record is from RefSeq and is a predicted model, not a curated record. The transcript has 2 exons. Gene Ontology annotation, biological process: C-terminal protein methylation.